ACACUCGGUCGUCGGCGGCGGCGCAUUUCUGCCCAAAGCGCACAGCGAUGCGGCUCUGAGACGGGGGCAAGAAAAAAGACCAAAAAUCUCCGCAGAGGCAGUAAAACGGCGCUCCGUGGCAAAACCGAGGCGUGUUCCGGAGCUCCGCGGCCUCACAUCAGGAUGAAAUAGGAGUAUUUUUCUAUAAAUAAGCAGCACUUUUGUAUUAUUGUUAUUAUUCGUAUCAUUUUGUUCCUGGAUCCUGGUUUUCCGUCAAGGGGACGCCACCCGACAUCCGUGUUUUCACUCCGCGCACAGGCAUGACCGCUUGAGCUUUCCUUUUUUGUGCUAUUUUACGCACUACCUCGCUUUUUUCUCCUCCAUAAGGCCUGUCUUUAUUAAAGAGGGGCUCGAUAUGGUGGACUCGAAUGCGAUGAGGAAGACUUUCGUGGUCCCGGACGUGAAACCUUUGGAUCAGUACGACAUUACCCGAGCUAAGAUCUGCGCCAGUGUGGGCUGGCUUCUGGCGAAAUCCUACGGCAAUGCAGACAAUGUUCCAGUGGAGCUGCGAGACCCCUUCUAUCUUGACCAAUAUGAGCAAGAGCACUUGAAGCCCCCUGUGACGCGGCUGCUUCAAUCUCCCGAGCUCUAUUGCCGAACCUAUGGCCUGUUGCAAGCUGAGGGCCAAGGGCCCAACAGGACUCCAAAAGACAACACCAGCCUCUUACAGACUCUCAGCCAAAGAGGCUUAACCCCAAAAGACCAGAACACGCCAGUGACUGAAGCAGACCUCCAGCACAAGCCUAUCAAAAUGAGCGCCCACUUAGCAGUGAUGGAUGCUUUAAUGGCAGUGGGAGCCAUGGAGACGGUGAGGGCGAGCGGAGGAGUGGAGAGACUCGGGGGAGAAGAUGACUGGGAGAGAACGCUGCUUCACUGGGUCAACACAUUAAACGAGAAGCUGAAGGCACGGACAGAGUGUGACCAAACCCAGCAGAGUACAGAGCCACAGCCUGUCCAGGCCUCGUGUCCCACCCGCUGGUACUGGAAACUUGUUCCUCUCCGGUACAGGAAGGAUAAGCUGCUGUCUAAGCUCCAGCCCUGUUUUCCUGCCGUGAAUGAAGUGAAGGAUCUGUCUAACGGCUGUGCCGUAGCCGCUGUCAUACACUACUACUGUCCUGGCCUGCUGCGCUUAGAAGAUGUAUGUAUGAAGGAAUCCAUGUCUUUGGCCGACAGUCUUUACAAUCUGCAACUCAUUCGUGAGUUCUGUGAAAGUUGUCUGAAGAGCUGCUGCCCCCUUAUGUUGGAGGACAUGCUUUACAGCCCACCUGAAUUACAGGUAAAUCUGCUAAGCUUUUUGGCAGAGCUCUUGUGUUGGUUUGAAGUGUCAAAGCCCGAGUUUGUUCAGCCUCUGAAUGGCACGGAGCUCACAGAGUCCUCUGGAAGGACAGAAAAUGGCAACAGCGGUUCUGGCAGCAGCUCUCCCUCCUUAUUUAAAAAGCCAUUCUUGCCAAUAUCCCCAGCCACACCAAUUCCAGGCUCUCUGACUCAGUCUACCUCAAUGUCUCAUGUAGAGGCAGCUGGACGAUCAUGGAGUAAAAAUCCCCUCAGUCGUCCUCUGUCAUCUGCUGUGUCCUUCAGUAUCCCCUUUGGUCUGGACAGUGAUGUGGACAUAGUGAUGGGAAACCCUGUCAUCAUGCGCUCUGUCAGUUCGGAUAACCUAAAUCCUGCUGGACCGGCUGUGAAACGUGUCCAUCCCACCCCUCCUGAGGACAUCACCAGGUCUCCAGGACCUAAUGGCCCCCAUCGUCCGUCUUGGGCUUCACGUAGUCCUGCGGUGCCCCUCUUAGCUGAAGAGAAUGGACUCGAUGAGGGUGACGUAGCUGGUUUGCCGACCAUCGAGGAAGCCUUGCAAAUCAUUCACAAUGAGAGCAAAAUGGAGCCACGCUCCCAUCCAGAGGGCGCUCCUGAUGGAUUCUAUUUGCACUCACCGGAAGACCCAGCCAGUCGUAGACAUAAUGGUAGCCCUUCCAUCCUCAGUGACUCUGCUCCUUCUGGUGCAGGAAUGCCACACAGGCCGGCGGGAAAUGUGAACCGCACCAGACGGACAUCUGAUGGCUCAAGAGACGAUGACUCUGUCCUAAGAGAUGGCAGUGUAGACUCUGAUGCCUCAGAGGAUUUGCCAAAAGCUCAAUCCACACCCACAACGCCAGCAGCUGGUUCUCGAGUGGCUAAUUCAUCUGGGCCAGAGACCCCAGACAGCGGUGUGAAAAUGACUAACUUUGCUGAACGUAAAAAGAAACUGGCUCAGGAGCAGCCGAUUCCCAGUGAGGACACACAGAUGACCACCUGGGCAGCCAAAAAGAUUCAGGAGAGCCCUAGCAAAAGUCCAGCACUCACCAAUGAAAUGUCUGAGCUUGGAGCAAGACUGGAGGAAAAACGCAAGGCCAUCGAGGCUCAAAAAAGGCGUAUUGAGGCCAUUUUUGCCAAGCAUCGACAGAGGCUGGGGAAAAGUGCCUUCUUGCAGUUGAAGAAAGAGCAGGAAGGUGAUGACAAGGAAGAAGGUGCAGAGGUGGGUGGUGCAUCCUCUGUGGAGGAAGACCUAAGACGCAUGUCAUUAGAUGAGCGGCUAGCACGCAUAGAGAAUGAUGAAGGGGAUACAAAGCAGGAGAAGGAGCAGGGCGAUGAGAGGGUACAAACUCCUGCAGAACAGACCUCUAAAGACAAAACAGUUGCAGGAUCAUUGGGUGACAAAACUAGUGUUCCGUUGGGUGAUUAUAACAAUGCCGUGUCAAAACUAAAUGCAGCCUUGAGCUCAUUGCAGAGUGAUAUGCAGCGCUUGUCUGAUCAGCAGAACCAGCUCUUGAAGAAGAAAAUCCCCUCUGCCAACCAAGCAUGGGUCAUCCCACCCAACAUAAAGAGCUCCACUUCAGCAGCAACUCCACGUCUGUCCAGGGAAUCAACUCGUGACUUGACGCCCAACUCUGCCUCAUCGUCACCUUCUCCAUCUCGUAGGAUCAGCUCUCAAGCAGUGCCCCCAAAAUCGCCCGGAUCCCACCGCCGGGCUCAAUCUGCACCUCCAAAAAGCCCCAAAAAUCAGCAUUACUCAAGGACCGCAGAUCCGAAGGCGCCAGCUCUGACCCGGGUCAUCACCGCCCCACAUAAUGUGGACAGUAUCCCUCAUCGAAGGAAAGUAUCCCCUUGGCAAUGCAAAGACCAGACUUCAUCUUCUUUCAGCAUCGGCUCGCCAGUCCCCCAAAGCGACUCCCGUCCUCCCUCUCGCCCCCUCAGUGACGACCCGAGUGAUGACCAAACUGUCUUCAGCCUGGAACUCGAUGGAGGCUCCAACCAUUUUCCAAGCAGGAAGGAACAACAAGGAGGCAGCAGUUCUGGUGCUCCAUCAGAGUGUUCCUUUGAAAGCGACAUACCAGCAUCUGCCUUUGCCCGCAAACCCAGCAGCCUGAUCGAGAUCCCGUUGUCCUCCCUGAGUGGGUUUGGUGGAGAUGAUGCUGAAUGUGGCCCUGAUGCCGCCUCUGACUCCAUGAGCGACCAAACCGACUCGGAAUUAAAAGCUGGUGUUGGCUUUUUCUUUAAGGAUGAGGCUCGACCAGAGGAUGAGAUGGCUCAGAGGAGAGCUGCACUGCUGGAAAAGCAGCAAAAGAGAGCAGAGGAAAUGAAAAGGAAGAAACAAGAGCAGGAACGAGAGAGGGAGACAAGCAGGCGCAAUUCCAUGGAUGAGCUUGAGCGACCCCAGACGCCCAGCACACCUCCCCCACCACGCACUCCUCCAGCACACACUCCUCCUCCUGAUGCAAUUUCGCACAGACGCGGAAACUUCACUCGACAAGAGUACGAACGCCGCCAUCAGCUUAAGAUCAUGGAAGAUUUGGACAAGGUACUGCGCCAGAAGCCCACCACUGUCCGAGGUGUGAAGAAACAGCGUCCCAAAACCGUGUUCCGAGACGAUUCAGGCCUCUCCCGCAGCCCAGCUAAAGGUUUGCUGGGUUCUAGACUGAACAAAGUGUAUUCUCACUCCACUAUGAACCUGUCCUCUAUGGCCAAUGACAGUGGGACACUUACAAUUAGGAAAUCCCCAAGUCGCUCUCACUCUCCAGCGAGAUUGAUGUCUCCAGGUCGUGUGGCCACACAAAAUGGUGAUAAAGACUGGGAGACAGCAUCCGCCCUUUCCUCACCAGCUUCCAUCCCUGAGUAUACUGGACCCAAACUGUAUAAAGAGCCAAGCUUCAAAUCCAAUAAGUUCAUAAUCCACAAUGCUAUCUCACGGUGCUGUUUGGCAGGCAAGGUCAACGAACCGCAGAAAAACAAGAUCAUUGAGGAAAUGGAAAAGAGCACUGCCAACCACUUUCUCAUCCUCUUCCGGGAUUCCAGUUGCCAAUUCCGGGCGGUUUACACCAUGAACCCGGAGACGGAGGAGCUGGUGCGUUUGACUGGCAUCGGCCCGCGGGUCAUCAGCCUCUCCGUAGUUGAGUCGAUCUACAAAUACAGCUCUGACCGCAAGCAGUUCUCGGUCAUUCCAUCUAAAACCAUGUCUAUGAGCGUGGACGCUUUCACUAUCCCUGGCCAACUAUGGCAGACCAAGCGACCCGGGACGCCCAAAAAGCUCGGAACACCAAAGUGAAACUGACCGAGAGUACCUGAGGUGUCCUGAAUCUUUUCUGCCCCCUCUUUUAGCAGCAGAGCGGUUCAGAAUUGGAAUUGGUGCAGCUGCAGGAUGGUGGAGUUGUUAUUCAAAAAUAAUCCUCAGAGACCUAUCAGCGACGCUUGCAGGACUCCUCGGUGUGCUCCAGAUUAAAAAACAAAGAAGGAAGAAUGCCAUUUUUUGUUCAUGUCGUCACACCUCUUAACAGCUUGUACAAAACCCCUGGUAUUCAUGUACUUUUCAUGCUAAAACAAUAGAUGAAGUGACUAUCCUCCAUUUGAUCUCCUUGGUAUGACCUAAUUCAGUCAUCUCAGAUCAUCAGUGUGGGAUGAAGCACUAAAUAACAUUAAGACUAAACUAGCUGCUUUACUGGAUUAAAUCAGAGCAUGGUCUCUGCCUCCUCUUUUAUAUACUGUCCUCUUUUUUUUUUUUGUUUUGCUCUAAUCGCAAAACAGUCCUAAAACUAGACUAUGAAUGUAGGGCACAAGCCAGCCAAGGGCUUCUCAUUUUGUCUUUUGUCAUGCGGGACUGGGAUUUAGAAAUCUUCCAUGAUUUAGGGUACUUGGUGAUGCUUCUGUGCCUCUUGCGAACUGUUUAAAAUAUGUGAUGUAUGUGCCUCUCUCACACUCACUCUCCUUCUGCCUAGCCCUUACUCUCACUUAAAGUAGACUUCUGGAUGUUUUUUUUAUUAUUAUUAUUAUUAUUAUUACUACAAAAUCUUCUUUUGUUAGAUUUCAAUGUAUCUAAGUUGAUCACACAGGCCUCAGGCAAAUCAGUUUUGAUUGAUCAAGAACGUCCGGACAACAAUCAACUCGAGAUGCGCUUUUACAUUAAUAAUAAUAAGGUAUUUCUAUUCUACUCGGCUAUAAUAAUAAAAAAAAAUGAAUGGGGAAAAAUACUUGUAAUGUAUAUUAUGAAUGCUGUUAAUGUUGAUUGUUUUUUCAUUUUUCGACAAUGAUUUGUAUAUGGCGAAGAGAACAUUUGUAAGAUAUGAAAAAGCUGCCAUGUGGCUUCAGCAUUAUCAGUUUAGAGAGUGAGAGUGUGUGUAAAUGUGUGUGUGAGGGAAUGGAAGAGUUAUGGAAACUAAUAAGGUGGGAAGGGUUAAGAAAUAAAGAUUGAACAUCUGCAGAAAUGUUUUUUCUCUUAUUCAAAGGUUGAAAAGUGUCUCAGCGAACACGGAGCCGACAGCACUAUAGAAAAUAUAAUAAUAA
This is a messenger RNA of Clarias gariepinus (North African catfish), 5847 nucleotides long. It is a transcript of the gene camsap3, whose product is annotated as calmodulin regulated spectrin-associated protein family, member 3. Gene Ontology annotation, biological process: cytoplasmic microtubule organization; neuron projection development; negative regulation of microtubule depolymerization. Gene Ontology annotation, cellular component: microtubule minus-end. Bases 395 to 4615 code for a protein of 1406 amino acids. The record is from RefSeq and is a predicted model, not a curated record. Lineage: Eukaryota; Metazoa; Chordata; Actinopteri; Siluriformes; Clariidae. The transcript has 18 exons. Gene Ontology annotation, molecular function: calmodulin binding; microtubule minus-end binding; spectrin binding.